GUGAUCGGUGCACCCCUUCUGUAUGGAAAACUUAUUUUUAUCUGUGGGCCACCUAGGUAGUCAAAAGUGGCUACCUGAUAAAAUAUAGGCAUUUUUUAUUGUAUUUUAGAGGUCCAUCUACCUACCUGCUUCCUAAUUGGCCCUACAUAUUGAGUAGGAACACUCCCUGACCCACCGGCAGGCCACGCACUUGUCCCAGCACUAGUCCCGCGAGAGAGAGGGGGGACCGUGGGUGGUUAGAUGGAUGGUUGACCCUGCUGCUGCCUCCCCUCCCCACCAGCCUCAGCUGUCAGCUCCUUUCCUGACUUCCCCACCCUGCCCCCGGUACCAUGGCGUCCAGCGAGGAGGACGGCACGGUUGAGGAGAAGGAAAACAACAACAAGAAGAGGACGAAAAGCUCCCUCGCUACCGCAUGGCUCACUUUCUACAACAUCGCCAUGACCGCCGGGUACGUACGUAAUUCCUAUUAAUACUAAAGCCUGGAAGUUCGCCGCUCCCUAAAACACUGGAACCGUGUGUUGCUGUUUAUAGGACUGUGUCUGUGUGUCAAGUCGAAAGUGCCUGUUCAGCUCGCUUUAUUUAGCGGCUCACCGGAGUUGGCUGAAAACUCGAGUGAAGGAUAAAACUAUGGAAACCCACACAGAAAUGACAAGCGGUUUUCAUGCGAGUGACAGAAAAUGAAUGAAUGGCGUUGGGUGACAGUGACAGGCUGGCGCUGCAGCCGUGUCCAAAUAGGGCUGACUGCAUGGUGUCAGCGUCAAGGCCCACACUGCUACAGACAGUUGCAGUGAUAAGUAUAGCCGAAGUGCACUGACACUGGAGCUCAGGACACUGAAAUGCUCAAUGGGCAGAUUUUUCAACAACAACAUAACAUUUGUGAAGCGAAAACCGUCUCCAUCAGACGACUUUGUUUAUUUGCUCAUCUGACCAAAAACUAUGGGAAUCACAUACCUGUUGUUACAAAUCACUUCUGCAUUGGUGGGAGAAGAAGAAGCUUACUACACAUACAGAGUUUCACGGUUGUAAAAGUAACAGAACCACAGUGAAGAAGUACUCUGGCACAAACGUUUUCUUAGGCUAUGAGAUUAAAUCUGAAUCUGCAAAGGAAUUUAAACAAACUUUAUCAUAUCCAAACAUAAAUAUGAAUAUUGUGUGAAAUGCUUCCAUACAUCAAAUGGCGAACCUGGCAUUUUUCUGUAGAAUAAAAAAACAAAAAAGCUUGUAAAAACACUAAUGCAAUGGCAUGAACCGAAAUAUAGUUGGCUAAACAAUUGAUGUAUAAAUUAUUGUUUGGUCACAGAAAACCGUCUUACAGGAGUCAGAAGAAACAGCAUCACAUUCGAGGUAGCUACCACCACCACAAUAAACUAACCCUUUAAUGGUCAAUGAAAUGAAAAAUAGCUUACAUUUAGUACCUAUAUUUAUUCAAUUUUUGCAAGUUAAAUAUUAAUAAUAUUAUAGAUCAAAUAUAUUUACCCCAUAAUAUUAUCAAAACCUACUUGACUUCAUAUAGCCUGUGGGCUCAGAUGUCUUGUGCUUUGGGCUCAAAAGUGUGGCCUCCAGGGUUCAAGAAAUUAUCUUUACAUGUGAUGGAGGAAUGUACAGUGCAUGAAGGAAGUACGGCCUCAAUAGCCCUGCAGUAAGCAGUGUGCGUGUGAUUAAGGAGUGUACUUGCAUUAAAUCUGGUUGUUUUAGCCAAGAUUAUGCUACAAUAUAUUUUCCCCAACUACAUUUAAGUUCCCUGUUGAGGGCCAACCUCCAACAGGGAACCUUCCCAUUAAUUCCUGUUAAUUCCUAUAUAUUCCUGUCAAUUCCCAUGGAAAGUUUCCAACUUUAAAAAUUGAAAAUUUGACUUUAGAGUUUUUUGGUACCUUUAUAACAACAACAACAACAACGACAACAGAAACAUCCAGAGGGAGGGUGCUGGUUUACCUCAGGAGGUUUAGGAAACAGCCCAAGAACAGAGGCUACUGUCCUCACUGAAGUGACCAAAAGAUUGAAGCCCUGUUGCUUAUUGACAUUGACUAUCUCUUUUUCAUUUUUUUGUCAAAUUACGGUGAGAAAGCACUCCAAAAGUUUGGCAGAAGCUUAUAGAGAUGAAAGAAAAGUUCCAAUUUACCCCCCAAAAAAGACACCUCAAGAGUCAAGACUGUUCCCCUUUCUUAUAGGGGGCCAAAGUACAGUAUUUGCUACAGAUAACAGAUAAAACAUACAAAAAGUACUGUAUAUGUACUGAAUGUACUGUAGUAAACAACUGCUCUGUUGAUUUCAACAAACUAAGCUUGCAAGGAUCACAAAAACUUAACACUACUGAUCAGCAUCAAUCAGUGAGAUUUUUUUUUUUUUAUAAAACUCCUUUUAAAGUGACGUGCUGCAAUGUUGUGAUUGUCCACUGAUCCAACAUGCUGUGGAAUAAUAUAUAGAGUUUUUGCGAGGAUGCUGUCUUUAUUUGUGUGCAAGUUUUUUCCUCAACUCUCUGCACAAGUAACUUUCCAUUUUUGUGCGAUUUGUCAUAUAACAAUUCUCAGAUACAGUUUUAUUUUUCCAAGUUUUGGUUUUUACAGACGUUAACACAUUAUCUUUGUGCUGUGUAUGCUUCAAUUUAUUGGUUUGAUUGAAUUGAACACCAGUUUUUGUUUUACUAUUUUGUAAUGAUUUAAAGUCAAAACAAUCAAUGGAUGAAAGUAAUAAGCAGAUCAAUGAUAUUACUGUCAGUAUAAAUCAGUUGCAGCCUGAUAUUCAAUCCAUCCACUUACCCACUAAGUUGUUAAUACCAUUGAUCCCACCAGCAGCUCAGUGAGAUCAUCUGUUGUUAAUGUGUGCGCUCCUGUACUGUUUCAGAUCUGAGUGUUGCUGCGUCACAUUCACAGAUUUACUGGCAAAGAUGUGCGACAUAAAAGUUUCAUUAAAGAAUUCAUAGGUUUUGUGCCAUGACUGCACUUUGUAUUCGGAGUGUAAGUCAAAUAAUAUUUGUGUACAUUCAUCCACAACAGCUAAGGAGAAGUGAGAGACCGAUAAAAGUGGAGAUUUCUUAACAUUUUUCAUAUCUAUUCAAAAACUUAUAAUUGUUUGCAGAUACGUUAUUUUAAAAUAUAUAUUGGUUAGAAAAUAUCAUUCAAACCGUCAAAUCACUUCAGUGUGACAUAACCUAAAGCUCCUGUGAGGAACUUUUUGUUUUGGUUAAUUUUGCUGCCCCCCUUGUGGACAAAGCAGUCUUUGCUUAUCUAAAAUAUGCAAACGUGGUGUCUUCUGAAGAACAUAUAUAAUGCUGACCUCUAACAGUCAAAUCCAUCAUUUAUUGUGAAUCUUGUGAAGCCGUGUCACUUUGGGUCCCCAAGAUGCUCUGAGGGUUAAGUAAGUGUGUGAGUUUUCAUGCGUAGCCAUUUUGCCAUUUUAGCUUUGUGUAAGUAGGUUUGUGAAUUUGUACCAGGCAUUCCUAGUCUUCAUACUGAAAACUGAUCUGAUAUUAGUGCUUACAUGGUUUAAUUGAUUAGUCUGUUUGUUAUGAUUUGUUUUUCAGUGCCACUGCACACUUACAAACAUUGUCUUUGCAGAUUGUAAGAGUAACAACAACAAGCGGUAAAAAAAACCUCCUAAUUGGUGGCCCCUUAUAUCCUUGGUCAGCCUGGCCCUUUUCUGUCCCAGAAUUGUGUCAGAAUGUGGACACAAAGUUAAAUCUUAAUAAAACUAAAACAAAUCAGCUUUAAUUUUAUUCCAUUGUUUGUUAAAUAUAUUGGGAUGAGUUGUUUGAGCCUGUAUCAAAGCAGUGUUGGUGAUUUCUUAAAGCUCCUAUGAGAAAGACAAAGCAGUCUUAGCUUAUCUUAGCCUUUACACUCUUAAGUUUAAAAAAAAUCUGAUACUAUUGACUUUUUACAGUCAAAUGUUGUGAAUAGUUUUGUAUGAAGUGUAAAAACAGUCAUUUCUACAGCUGCUUUGCUGACUCCUACCUCCUCACACUGGAUUCAGGCAUUAAAAAUUACAGUACAAUAGCAGUACAUCUUGUUGCUGCUUUUUCUUUGCUUUGUUAUAUAAUGAGAAGAUAUUUUUGUAAAAUUCAGUUAUUUCAUGAAUGUAAAAAAGUCUUCACAGGAGUUUCAAUCUUUCUUCUUCGUUAUUUAGAGAAGUAUAAAGUGGAUAUAAGAGAAAAUUGCCUGAAGAUGCCGUAGAAUUAAAUAAACAAGCAUUAACAAACUCUAGCAUGUUUUUCUGACCUACAUUGUAACAAAUUUACUGUUAUCAGAUUCUGUUACAAAUAUCACAUAUACCGUCAUUACAAAACAAUAUUGUAUAAAUAAUAGCGUUAUACUUUUACCAUGUCACUUUCAUUACACAAAGUUAAGAUUGUUAUGAUAAUUAAGAUAUUAAUCUAUGAUUACAUCAAAUUCUUAUCGCCAUAUUUUCAUAAAUGUAUUAAUUUCAUGUUAUUUCCUACAGGUGGCUGGUUUUGGCCAUAGCAAUGAUCCGCUUCUACAUCACGAAAGGCACACACAAGGGUCUGUACAGAAGUAUAGCAAGGACACUCAAGUUUUUCCAGACCUUUGCACUAGUGGAGGUAAGAACUUGAGUGGAAUCGAUUAAAUUUGUGCCUCAUCUAUUAAUAAGAAACUAACCUUUGUUAUGUCUCGUCUUACAGGUUGGACAUUGUGCCAUUGGUAUGUAAUGAUUUAUAUCCGUGGGUCAUGAUUUCGGGUAAAAUGCAGAUAAUUUUGCACCUUCGCAGCCUUGCACUGCUUUUCUAUUUUUCUUCUCUGCUGCAGGAAUCGUGAGGACUUCUGUGAUCGUAACCGGGGUUCAAGUGUGUUCACGGAUUUUCAUGGUUUGGUUCAUCACCAACAGCAUCAGACCGGUGACUAUCACAGCAACAAACUCAAUAUUUUCUUCUCGUAGACUCCAGUGUAAUUUAUUUGUGAAUAAAAAAAAUGCUUAAAUUUGUUUUUCUGGGACUCAAAAAGUGUUUAUUUUCGUUAUACUUUUAGGUGUUUUACCCUUAGAUUUGUGAACACUCCUGCCUUUAAGAGCAGCACUGUACAGAUUUGACGCCCUUGAUCUCUUCCCCUGUAUGUUGCUUUGUUUUCUGACCUAAAUGAAGAUCCAGAAUGAGGAGAGUGUAAUCCUAUUCCUGGUUGUAUGGACGAUGACAGAGAUUACCAGAUAUUCCUACUACACAUUCAACCUGCUCCACCACCUGCCGUUCUUCAUCAAAUGGGCCAGGUUGAGAUGCUUUACACUUGUCGGGGGGAUGAGCUUGAAUUGUCAUUACCGUGUCGGGCAUUGUGUCUGAGCAUGUUCAGUCUGACCUGCCGAUUUCACCUCUGGCAUGCUUCCCCCUCACAGACCGAGAGCGGCUUUACGUCAGGAAGCAGGGCCGCCGUGUGUGUAUUGAAUAUCGCCUGGCUUGCACAGAGAGGAGAAGCAUGUGUGUGUUUAUUGAUUAGCACUUCAUUAGCCUUUCUGUCAGUCAUAAUAUUAGAUUCUGAGGAAAUUCACGAUACAAAAUAGAAGGAUGAAGCAAAAAUAAGAACUUUAGACGAAGUUUGCUGUGAACAAUUUUUGUGUUUUUUCAAAUCUAAAACUUAAAAAAAAACUAAUAAUGAAAGUGAUUCUUAUUUUUGUCGGUUUUUUUUAUCACUGAUAAAUGAUGACACUCAUACCCCCCUGCCUCUGACUGUAUGGGGAGUUCUUGUGACGUGGCGCUCCAGCUCUGCAUGUCUCAGAGCUGAAAUAGGAGUCGUUUAGAGGAACGUCAGCUGUACACAUUGAUAGCUGUCCAACACACAGGGUUGGCAUCUGUCAGCCCUGCGAGCAGCUUUAUUGCUUGAGAACAGACAGGUUUACAUGUUACAUCAGCUCGUUUACAGAGGAGGGGGGGACUCUGCUCUGUGAGGGUCUCUUUGUAGCUGCACAAAGGCCCACCAGCUCAAAUUGUACUUUCUUCCUCUUCCAAGAGCUUCAUUUAGCUUCAUGCCGGUAACUCUUUUGUUUGAGUGUUAAUUGUUGUGUAUCAAAUACUUCUACUCCCCCCUUCCCCUCCCUUUACCCCUCACGUCUUCCUUCCAGCAUGGAGGAGACGCCGGCCCCCCAGGAGAGGGGCUCAUGUUCAGCUGCUCCCGUUUUUAAGACCAUCUGUUUUGGUCAUGGAAUGUUUUCUUUCACAUCCGCCGGGACGCUCCCCCGAGCCUUUGCCUCGGUCUCGACUAAAUACAGAAUCUCUGUAGCCCUGAGUCAUGGCAUGCAACGUACGAGGGAGACUGCGUGGUGUCACAGAAGGAGGAGGCAGACCAUCUCACACUUAUGUGGAGUGACAGGGAGCCGGAGUGGGGGGCCUGGAGGAGGAUGGUUUCGGAAUAACUUGUUGUCUUCAUCUCAAAUUUAGGGGCGAAAUUCUGAUGUGGCAUUCCCAGCCUCCCAGCGUACUCAGUUAUAAACAAAAGCCAGUUCUCGCCUCUGUCCAACUUGAUAGACUGUGGAUGCAUGUAAGAGCUGAGAUAUCAUUUUUAAUGUAGUGGCCAGCUGUGCUUUUCCUCAUCACUAGGCAACUUUUCUUUUUCAAGGUUUGGAAGCAGCUUUAAAAAUUUUGUUUCUGAAGAGACGCUGUGUUUAAAUGAAGAAAUUAGUGCCGGGUAGUAGAACGUCUGCUGAGUAGUUAAAAGUAUACAUUUUAGGCGGUUACCUUCUGAAGCCUCUAGUGGACACUGGUGGAACUGCAGUUGCAUUUCUUGAAGACAGGAUGCAGGAUGAGCUGGACUUGAUGACUGAAAUUGGAUCAGAGGAGAACAGGUUUAAAUUUUUCAUUACCAGAUAUUUCUACUUUCUUCAGUGUAACAAAAGCAGCUUCAAAUCUGACCAGUCAUAUCUCAGUAUGCGUACAUUGUUCAUCAAACUUACCCUUCAAAGAUUGCAAAUGAGUGUAGCCCGUGUGGCAUGGAAGUGUUUUAACAUCUGCAUGGGUGUUUUCGCCGCGGGUGUGUGUGGUUGUAUAUCUUGUCCACACAACUUGAGUGUUAAAUUCAACUCCUUCCUGUUUCCCCUCUCAGAUACAACCUCUUCAUCGUCUUGUACCCGCUGGGAGUUAUCGGAGAACUGCUGACCAUUUACGCUGCUCUGCCGUUUGUGCGCAGAUCUGGAAUGUACUCCAUGAGGCUUCCUAACAUCUAUAACGUGUCGUUCGACUACUACUACUGUCUCAUCAUCGUCAUGUUGUCCUACAUCCCAUGUAAGGAGGUUUUUUUUUUCCUAUUUCUACGUAGCACUUGUUAUAUCUGGGCAGAAUAUUAAGAGGAGGAUCACAGUAGAAGCAGACAAAUAAUCGGAAUAAAGGCUCGAUUGGAAUUAAAAUGCAUCAUGUAAACAUGUAAAUCGGAAGAUUCUGAUCCAAUUCGGCUCAAUUGGAAUGAAAUUGUAUUCCGAUCGAGAGGGAUGGUUUAUGCCGAUCAUUAUUCCGAAACACGUCCAUGUAAACACUUAUUCCGGUCAUGACUCUCUUACCUGACUCGGUCUUUACUCUUUAUUUAUUGAGGUUAGUACAGGAGGUUUUGUUAUUAACACUCUGGCAUAAAACACAACCGCAGGUGCUGUGUCUGCUCCUCGGAUAACAUAACGAGGCGUACAUACAGCGUAAUGAUGUCACAUCUGCACACGCAGUGCGACCUUUGACAGAACAGUAAAAUAGGUUAACAAGGGUGCCAUCUAGUGACAACAUUUAACGAGGGGUGUCACUACCCGAUCCGUCCCGGAAGCGAACUUUUUUUUUGUAGGAUGGUAGGGGAAGGUCCCGCCCUCCUUCGCCUCUGAUUGGCUAGAAGUGCUGGGCUCCGAUUUGUUAUUCCUUAUGGCUGUGAAACAUUGUCUGUUGGGUUAGGGUUAGGAGAUUUACAAGUGGUAUAAUGUUCUAUUUGAUGUACAGAGCCGACAGCCCGCGUUUGGCUUGAGCGUGUGGUGACGUUUCCAGCUUUUCUAGCCAAUCAGAGGCGAAGGAGGCGGGACCUUCUCCCACUAUUCUACGAAAAAAACUAUCGCCUCCAGGUCGGAUCAGGUAGUGACAGGGGGAAAACUCGUGAAUUGGAUAAAGUGAGCCACCACCUAGUUUUUUGACAGCACAGGUGUAAAUACAACUCUUUCUCUGCGGUUGUUUUCGCCAAAUCAGACAACUCUUAGCAUGUCAAAAUGCUUCUAAUCGGAAUAAAACUUGGUGCAUGUAUACAGACGUCAUGAUUGGAUUAAUUGAUUUUGCACCCAUAUAAUCAGUGGAUUCAGAUUAUCCGAUCCCUCAAAUUUUUAAUCGGAUCAAGAAAUUUUGCACAUGUAAACAUGGCUAUUGACUUUGCUGAUUGUAGAAAAGGAGGAUUGAGUUGGAAGUGUUUGGUGAAUGGAAAGUUAUCGAAUCUCUACAAACGGUCACCCAUGCUGAUUCAGCUAGCUAGCUUCCCUGUUGACAUUGUUAUCCCAGACAGUUUCUUUUUUCCCCCAGUGUUUCCGCAGCUCUACUUCCACAUGCUUCGGCAGAGGAGAAGGGUGCUUCACGGGGAAGUUAUCGUGGAGAAGGAUGACUAGAAAAGCCACCACCUCAUGCCUUUGUUUGAGCCAAACUGCAUCUACAUCACCCUAAACCCCCACCUCAUCUCCUCCUCCUCCUCGUCCUUAGCACCAUCAGCUGUUACAUUCUUUAUUGCACUGGACUGGAAAGCCAUGCAGACGUAAACCUGUCUGGCAGGAGCUGUAUCACCUGUAACAUGGAAGAAAGGAAUAUAUAUUAUUGCAGAGAGAGAAAAGAAAAAAAAGCAUUGUUAGGAUUGAUUCCUAUCUGGGCGGUAAUAAUGGAAACAAGUUUACAGUCCCAGUGUUGCUGGAGCUUGAGACAGAAGCUUGAUAUUUGGUCUCAGUUUAGAGAUCUUGAGUCGUUUUUCAACCACCAACCUUAACGCACCUUGUUGCACUGAGACACACACACCGUAAAACUUCACCCAGCUGUCUGAGGGAGAAAAAGUCAAAUGAGAGGCUUCCAGGGAAAAUGUGAAAUGUAAUGUCCAAAGAUUGUAAGUUUUGUCUCCUUAAGUUUCCCCACUAAUUGGCGUUGACAGUAUUUUUUCAGUGUUUUCCACCACAGUGAUUUUAAACAGACACAGUGUGACUGUCAAGAAAAACAAAACAAGGUCAAACGAGAAUUAUUCAUAGUUCUAUCAUACCUCAACAAUAAAUCUACAUUUAGACAAUAUGCUGCUUCUUUUGUGUAUGUUUGUUUUUACCUAAGGUGUAAAUGAUGCAAUGUGAAAUGAGCGGCUUUUAGGUACAUUUCUUAAAGAUAAUUUAUUCACAUAAUGUGUCCUUUGGAGCGAGCACGGCUCAAACUUACCACUUUGUCUGCUUCAUCUGCUUCCUUUGCAUUGCUUCGAUGUUUACUGUGUCAGAUUAAUUUACAAAAGUGCAUCUUGAUCAGAAUUGAGUCAAAAAUUAGUUUUUUCUAUAGGCAAUUCUGAUUUUUGUGAGCACCCAGUCUUCAGUCGCUGUUGUGUUUUUUCAUAUAAAGACUCUCGUGUCCGUGUUAAUAAAAAGGUUGUUAGUCCCCCCCCCUACUAAAGGUGCUAUUGUAAGAUCCUUUCAAUCUUCUGUGCAGCUGAAGUAGUUAACUGUGAUUGACCUCGAGUAGGAAAACAGGAUGUGAAAUGAUUGAGAGGAAAUGUCAAGUCAUUGAACUGCAUAUCCCAUGGCUAUCGAAGAAAAAUCAACUUUCUUGCUUAUGAUCUGCGUGAGAGAAGAAAAAGUCAAAGUUAAUGUCAAAUCACUGGAAAAGUCAUUUUUCAAGAGAAACAAAACAAAAUGUGAAAAUACUUUUUGUGCAAAGUCAAUAAAUUAAUUCUACAAUUCUU
Messenger RNA from Xyrichtys novacula (pearly razorfish), 9863 nucleotides. Lineage: Eukaryota; Metazoa; Chordata; Actinopteri; Labriformes; Labridae. The record is from the annotation of a GenBank genome assembly.